Rhizoctonia solani is the source of this 5463-nucleotide messenger RNA. Its product is annotated as cysteine peptidase C50. Gene Ontology annotation, molecular function: cysteine-type endopeptidase activity; protein binding. NCBI's taxonomy places the organism in Eukaryota, Fungi, Basidiomycota, Agaricomycetes, Cantharellales, Ceratobasidiaceae. The transcript is spliced from 25 exons. Bases 1 to 5463 code for a protein of 1820 amino acids. Gene Ontology annotation, biological process: meiotic chromosome separation; proteolysis. The record is from RefSeq and is a predicted model, not a curated record. Gene Ontology annotation, cellular component: mitotic spindle; nucleus; centrosome.
AUGCCCCCCGCCACGCGAUCCCACAAAUCAGCAAAAUCUGUAGCAAAAGUGGAUGAAGUUACGGAUGGAAUAUCUAAUCUCAAACUUCGGACCAAGUCGACUAGUUCCAAGGUCGAAUCGACAGCCAAGUCUGUUCCGCAAGAGUUACCAGCGGACAGAUUACGCAACUCGAUGGUUAUUGUGAACGAAGCCUCUCAAACGCUCUCAAGUGCGGUCAAAUCAGGAUGGAAACUUGGUUCUGAUGGGGAGACUGAGUGGUCCCUAGAAAGGAUCAAUAAAGUCAUGGUCCCCGUUCCUGGAGCGCUUGUGACUUUACGCGCCGUGUACAAAGAGCAGGAAAAGGCUGAGAAAUUGGUGGAUGUCGAGAGAGCGGCGUUGGGUGUGGUUUCAAAGCUGAAUGGACUGCGAGUGAGGAGCGACCCAAGUCUCGAGCUGCAAAGUCCAAGUCCUCAACGCCACAGACAUCUUGGCCUCCUCCGCCUCCCCCGACUCCCCGACCUCUCGUCUUUACCAGCGCCUUCUCAAUCCCUCCAAGUUGCGUUGGCCACUUAUCAAGCACAUUCUAUUAAAGCUGUUCUAUCUGGUCUAAACCACUCUCAUCUCGAGGAACUAUACACUCUUCUCAUCUCCCCUCAAUUCACCCUUACACGCUUUCCCCCGCCACCAGGUGUCCUUCCAACUGAACAACUAAGCGCAAUCUUUGUGGGAACAUUUCAAGCACUGGCUGGGUCUGGGGCACUUUCUCCUCCCCUGCCGGCUCCUCGACGACCACCGCCACGACUGCGACUACAAAGAGUGCUAGAGCACCGAGCUCCAGAGGAACUCGUCCUGCUCGUUCGGAAACAAGCCUUGUUGAUUUUGGCACGUAGCCCAAGUUUGGAGAAGGACACGGAUUUGUUUUGGGAGCAGGCUCUCAAGUGGGGUGCGAUUUAUGUAAAGGGCAUUUCUGCCUCUCCGACUCCCCCGUCUGAAUCUCAAAUAACCCAGACCCUCUCUUCGUUCUUCACGGACCUCGUGUCUGUUGUGUCUAUCCGAGGUCCGAGGUUUGAAGCAUUGUGCGAAUGGUGGAUUAGAUUUGCCAAGAAGACCAAGGAUGUAGAAUUAAUUGGAAAGAUUAAUGGGCUAGUUCAAGGGACCGACGAUAGACCCAAAACGCCAACAAAAAUAUCCAGAACUGUUACAGAAAUCGCUCACGCCGACAUUAAACCCGCUACGUCCAGCAUUCGGUCUGAGAAUAGCACACCAGCUGCGUUGCUCGCCUCUUUGGAUCGAGCAUCGCUCUCCGCUACUCCUGAGGAUAUGCACACCGCCGCUGACGCCCUGCUUACUCUGUGUCGAAGCACUUCUGCUGACUCGUCUCUACCCCAACGUGUCUCGGAUUUGAGAAAGGCGUGCGCAAAGUGCUGGUCAAAGGACAAGGAAGCUACGAGGAAGGUUGUCAAGGCUAUUGUUGGCUGUGCAGUGAUUCCAGGUUUUCCCGCAGAAAUAACGGUCAGCGCCAUCGACGCUCUACUCACGCUUUCGAGGAACGAAAUCGAUGCGAGUAAUUACGAGACAUACGAAAAGGCCAACAGAGGGAUCGGGAAGGCUCUCAAACUCGCCGAGGCAUUCGCCGAACGGACCGAUGCAUCUGACCGAGAAGACCAACGAAGCACCCACCCGACUUUGCUCCGUGCGAUCUCCAAUACGGGCUACACGCUCGCCGGCGCGCUCUACAACGCUUCUCGGGCAACACAGGCGAUCGCGUUCAUCGAACAGAGCUGUCUAGUUGGCGAACGAGCUUUGGCGCUUGCUGAUGUAUCUGGAGGAAGCAAGGACAAGGAAAUUAUAGCGCUCCGAGAACAUAUGCCCCGUAGAUGGGAACUCUUAGCCAUCUGCAGGCUCAAGGCAACAGAUCGCCGAGGCGCCGUCGAGGUGGCAAAACUGGACGACAAGACGAGCCAUUUCAUCUCUCAGUUGGUCGGAAUCUCGGUCUCGGAACUGUUCGACCCCGAGAGCGUAUUGCUUUCUCGGCUGUUUGCAAACUUGGAUGUAGAAGAAAAGCUCGUGUGUCUUAUGAUGGAGCGCGUGGUCAAGGUUUUGGAGGAUAUGAUGCACAAACCUGUUGCUCAGAAAGCUAUGAAAUUGGCGGCUGGAGAGUUGGGGAAGAUGUGGGCGGAUCGGCACCCUGUGAAACGUGCAAAGUUGUUGAUCUCGUUGCUCAAGCAUGAGUACCAUACCAGUGGAUCUUCUGUCAAGGUCUCAUCCGGUGAAAUACUCGAGCUCCUAUCCUCAGAUAACCUCAAGCAAGAUUCUCGCUUCAAGCCUUACAUCCCUGAAUACAUUGCUCAAACACACAUAUGGAACGCUCUAUUGCUACACAAGUCAAAUGCGCCGACAGCUGAAGUGCCUGUUUCGGCAAAAACUGCUGGCAAGCGGCCUGUUGGGAGGACUAGGUCUAUUUCCAGGCGUGGAGGCAAAGAGAAAGAAAAGGAAAAGGAAGCAGCUCCUUCCAAGGAUAAGAGUCUCUCGGCCCCUCUUGUGCUAGACGACCGGGGAGGAUUGAUCCAGUCUAUGGACAUGAUCGCACAGAUUCUUGGACUUUUGAAUCAUACCGUUUUGAAGCUACAAUUUUUGCAUAUUAUUAUUUGGAUUUGUGAGGAGACAGAUGUGGACAAGAUGGUCGAAGUUCAUGUCAGGACAUCGAUCGAUUUAUCGGCGCAAUAUAUUCAACUCGGACAGUUGGAAACGGCCAUGAAUGUACUUUCCCGUUCGAGCGAACUGGCCGAAACGAAUGGUGUUAGAAUCGGAAUUCCAACCCUCGUUAUGUUACGAUUGCUUUAUGCGGAUGUUUUGGCGAGGUUGAGAAAAACAAAUGAAAGCGCGAAACUAUAUAUAUCCGCACUUGAACUCUCAGAGCAAAUUGAACCUGUUGAGAAGGGUGCUGCGUACAUGGUCAAAACAGAGGCUAGGCUGCGAGCACUGCAACAGAGCGCUACAGCCUGCAGGGUAUAUGCGUCCAUUCAAGCAUCAAGGGACGACACAACCACCAUGCUAUUUGCGCUAAUGCAAUCGCUUAGACUCUGGAACCGUGCGAUCGAUAUCUUACUCCGGCUAACUGAAAAAAUUCAACCCAGUGCUCCUGCCGAGCCUGCCAAUCCGUUUGAAGUGCAGAGUACUCUGGCCAAAGCGCCUACUCUGGACGAAGCGUCACAGGCCAAGAAGACCGUCUCACGCGGCGCGAUAAUGGAUGGUGUACAGUGGCAAAUUGCUCAGGGUCUUUUGAGAACAAUAUUCGAUCUUGGAGAAGCGUAUUCGUUACGAGGGUCAGUGCGGGAAGCAGAAUACUUCCUUGGGCAGGCCGAAUCAUUGUCCGAGUCACUCCACGCGCCUCUUGGAGUUGGGCGCUCGCUUUUGAAGCAGGCGGAACUCAAGAUGGCACGAGGGCUUUUGGAUGAGGCACUCGAGACACUUGCGAAGGCGGAGGAGAUUGUUGCAGAUCCCAUCAGUACUGACACUUCCUACUUAAACUAUCUAUUGGGACAUCAUAGGCAGAAGGAGGCUGCCAGUGGAGAGGACGCGUACGUCAUGUACACUCAAGCACAGAAUGUUUUGCAACAAUUGGAUGAAAACUUGAAUAAGCUUCAAAGGCAUAAAUCCGUAUCCAAGCCCACUGCAGAUAUCUUGGUACCUGAUAUUCAAGGCGUGAUAAUGCGAGAACAAAUCUGGCUGAGCCGAAUUGGUGAGGUCCAGCCGGAAGAGCAAAAAGCGUUGGAAGAUCUCGAGAAGCUACCACAAACGCUUAAGAGCAAGUCUGAGCAAGCGUCACUCCUUGGUCGAAUCGCAUUGCAUGAAGUGUACAGCCAGUUUAGAUCUGAUCUGUUCCUGAGUUCUUUGACUGAGUCUGCAAUCGCCGUACCGAUGGGGAUGACGAGCAAGGACGCAGUAUCGAAUCAACCGAACCCUACCCGUGAUGCCCUCGGCACUUUGGGAACAGCCGAACAAAACUUCUGGAAAACGCUCCAGCUGAGCGUAGCACAAGGAGAUGUGACUCGUAUUCGGGAAUCUGCGACCAACUUGGCUCGAAUCAUGGCGUUCCAGUCUUCUUUGGGUAAACAGGGUGUCGAGGGUGCUGUUCUUACUGCUGCAUUUAACGCAACCACACUGCGACGAGAAAUGCUUGAUGCCAUUGCGAACAAGGACAAGACAAAACUUGGUGGGGAUGACAUAGUAUGGCCCGCGAUUAACGAGGAUGGCAUGCCUUGCGAUAAACCCACUAAGCAACCCCGCGGAUUGUUUGCAGCAGACGAAUCUUCGGAAAGAGAGGAUCUCGAGAGCGACGACGAGGUCAUGAGGCAAUACUGGGAUUUUAUAAAGGCAAAGUAUAGCAGCCUCUCAUUCGAUGCUUCCAUGUCUCAGCAGAUCAAUCUUCUGCCCAAGCAUUGGACAGUUGUCACUAUCAAUGUUACGGACGAUAAAACAGCGCUUAUUGUGUCCAGGCAGCGACCGGAUCACCAGCCCGUCAUAUUCUGUUUGCCUUUGGAUCGGCGAGGGCGAGAAGGGGACGACGAAGAACAAUUUAGCUACGAUGAUGCUGUGGAAGAGCUCACCUCCAUCAUUGAGACAAGUGACCGUAUCACCCAUGAAGGUGUCAACAUCGAGGGCAAUAAACAAGCCAUUGCCGAUUGGUGGUCAGAGAGAACUGCUUUGGAUCAACGAAUGCGAGAAUUAUUGGAGAAUAUCGAGUUUUGUUGGUUGGGAAUUUUCAAGGCAAUGCCAAACGUCCAUAGUGCAGAUACACUCUCUUUGCUGCGGGGUCGUUUGGAUAAGGCCUUUAAGAGAAAUGGAAUUGGCGGUGAUAAGACGAGUGCUCGCCCUAAACUUGACAAGAGUCUUCUCGAUUGUUUCUCGUCGAUCUCUCCCAAAUGUAGGGACGAAGAGCUGGAGGAUCUAGCAUAUUUUAUUCUUGAUCUUUAUCAAUUGCAUGGAAUAUCUAUUGCGUUGUCCGACGUAGAUAUUGAUACUCUUGUUGUGGAUCUUCGAAAUGCGUUGGAAGAACACGCGCUUAAAACAGUUCCUCGUCCAACCCAAAUAGAAGACCAUCAUAUGUUCUUGGUCCUCGAUAAAAGCGCCCAGCGAAUUCCAUGGGAAUCUAUUCCUGUCUUGCGCGGACGAUCCGUCAGCCGUAUUCCUUCAAUCUCAUUCUUGGUUGAUCGGAUUCAGCUUGCCAGGCAUCGUCAGGGUUUACCCUUCGCCUCUCCGGACUCGAAACCGGGCACCCAGCAACUGGACCGCAUUACUAUAGAUCCAAAACGAGUUCGAUACGUGCUGAACCCCAAAGGCGACUUGAAACAUACUGAGAAGCAAUUUGGCCCUUGGCUCAAACGCAUGACGAAAGAAGUUGGGUGGAGCGGUACUAUCGGUAGGGUACCAACUGAAGAAGAGAUGGCAAGAUCCCUCUCAGGAAGCGAUUUGUUCAUGUAA